This is a messenger RNA of Didymodactylos carnosus, 390 nucleotides long. Lineage: Eukaryota; Metazoa; Rotifera; Eurotatoria; Philodinida; Philodinidae. The record is from the annotation of a GenBank genome assembly.
AUGUCUAAAACAUCUAUUGUGUCGUCAACAAGUUUACAUGUAAUUAAAAUUGAACAACUGAAACAAACAAUUUUUAACAUUGAUUUACAAUUGAGACAGUUUAGAAAUGAAUCAACUCUAUUUAAUAGCAGAAUAAGUCCAGAUCAACUAUUAUCAAUUUUUAAAAAAUUAAUAAAUAUCGCUCGAACUCCUUCGAAUAAUUGUAUUUUGGAUAUGAAUUUGUCAGAAGAAACAAAUAAUGAAGAUUUGGACGAUUUAGAGGAGAGCGAUAUUCAACUGGUUAUGUCAGAAGUACAAAAAAGAAGAGAAACAACAAGAGCAGAAGUCCUCAAAACGUUAAAACGGUGUGAUAACGAUCUUGUUUAUGCUAUCAUGGACCUAGUCGACUGA